AUGAGUCUCAAACACGAUCACAAAACCAGCUCCCAAGAAGGGAGCCAAGAAAGCCUUAAAGAAACCGGUAGCGAAAGGCGGCGAAGGUUGAGGAAGGAGAGUUACUCCAUCUACAUCUACAAAGUGAUGAAGCAGGUUCACCCCGACACCGGCAUCUCAUCUAAGGCCAUGAGGAUCAUGAACUCGUUCGUGAGCGAUAUUUUCGAGCGCAUCGCGGGUGAGGCUUCCCGCCUGGCCCAUUACAACAAGCGCAGCACCAUCAGCUCCCGGGAGAUCCAGACCGCCGUGCGCCUGCUGCUGCCCGGGGAACUGGCCAAGCACGCCGUGUCGGAAGGGACAAAGGCGGUGACCAAGUACACCAGCUCCAAGUAAAACCCCCCAACUGACUGAAAAACACAUUCACAACACAACGGCUCUUUUAAGAGCCAC
Carcharodon carcharias (great white shark) is the source of this 429-nucleotide messenger RNA. Its product is annotated as late histone H2B.L4-like. Gene Ontology annotation, molecular function: protein heterodimerization activity; DNA binding; structural constituent of chromatin. NCBI's taxonomy places the organism in Eukaryota, Metazoa, Chordata, Chondrichthyes, Lamniformes, Lamnidae. The record is from RefSeq and is a predicted model, not a curated record. Bases 1 to 372 code for a protein of 123 amino acids. Gene Ontology annotation, cellular component: nucleosome. The transcript has 2 exons.